Messenger RNA from Ailuropoda melanoleuca (giant panda), 2073 nucleotides. RefSeq names its product tachykinin receptor 1 (gene TACR1). Gene Ontology annotation, molecular function: substance P receptor activity. Bases 814 to 2037 code for a protein of 407 amino acids. The transcript is spliced from 5 exons. Gene Ontology annotation, cellular component: plasma membrane; sperm midpiece. The record is from RefSeq and is a predicted model, not a curated record. Lineage: Eukaryota; Metazoa; Chordata; Mammalia; Carnivora; Ursidae. Gene Ontology annotation, biological process: positive regulation of flagellated sperm motility; G protein-coupled receptor signaling pathway.
GGGGCGCCCGGGUUGAAGACUCCCACAGCAGGUAGCCGCAAAAGGCGGGGUGGCUGCGUUUGUGGAGUGAGACAGUUGCCAACAGCUGGUUCAGCUGCGGCGCUGCGCACGAGGACUGGCGAGUACGCAGCCCAGGUACUGCCCCUUCCCGGUGACGUCUCUGCAGAGGGUUAUAAAAGCCUCGCGCGCAGGCUGCCGAGGUUCGGCUAACUCCCAAGCCCAGCAGGACCCGAGCCAAAGAGGCGCCUGCGAAGCUGCAGGCGACGGCGGCGGCGGCAGCGCAACAAAAACGAAGGAAAAAUCUCCAGACAGACAAGGGGCCCCAGAAUCCCCGCCAUAGACUCAGAACUUUUACAGGUCGCUCUGUGACGAACACCCUCCCCUUCGCCCUGUAAGUCCUCCUGCACAACAGGGCUUUGCAUUUCCCGCUGCAAGCAGAGGGAACAGGAGUUGCAAGCAGCAGCAGGUGCAGAACGGCCGGGGUCUCCUGCUUCCCAGAACCGUGACCGUGGAAUUUCUUUCCUUUUUCCAGUCCCACGCAAUAGAGACGCUGUCUCCGGAUUUCUGAACUCAAAUGCUUCCUGAUGCUUGAAAGUGGGGGAAUUCAGAGCCACGGGAAGCAGACAGCGCAUCUAGAGGCGUUUAUCUUCUGAGCGCCAACUCUCCUGCUUGCAAGGAAAGAGUUCUGCCCAGAAAGAGCCUGCAGCCUUCCUGUCUUGGUUAAGCAGGACCCUGACCCCAGCCGUCAGCCUCAGGGCCUGCUGCAAAGGCGGAGUGUGUGCAGAGAGGUGGGCAUAACCACUUAGCGGAGGAAUGGAUAACGUCCUCCAGGUAGACUCCGACCUCUUCCCAAAUAUCUCCACCAACACCUCGGAGCCCAACCAGUUCGUGCAACCGGCCUGGCAAAUUGUCCUUUGGGCAGCUGCCUAUACGGUAAUCGUGGUGACCUCCGUCGUGGGCAACGUGGUGGUGAUGUGGAUCAUCCUGGCCCAUAAGAGAAUGAGGACAGUGACUAACUAUUUCCUGGUGAACCUGGCUUUCGCAGAGGCAUCCAUGGCGGCAUUCAACACAGUGGUGAACUUCACCUACGCUGUCCACAACGAGUGGUACUACGGCCUGUUCUACUGCAAGUUCCACAACUUCUUCCCCAUCGCCGCUGUCUUCGCCAGCAUCUACUCGAUGACGGCUGUGGCCUUUGAUAGGUACAUGGCCAUCAUCCAUCCCCUCCAGCCCCGGCUGUCAGCCACAGCCACCAAGGUGGUCAUCUGUGUCAUCUGGGUCCUGGCUCUCCUACUGGCCUUCCCCCAGGGCUACUACUCAACCACAGAGACCAUGCCCAACAGAGUGGUGUGCAUGAUUGAAUGGCCGGAGCAUCCUGACAAGAUUUACGAGAAAGUGUACCACAUCUGCGUGACUGUGCUGAUCUACUUCCUCCCCUUGCUGGUGAUCGGCUAUGCGUACACCGUGGUGGGAAUCACACUGUGGGCCAGCGAGAUCCCUGGGGACUCAUCUGACCGUUACCACGAGCAGGUCUCUGCCAAGCGCAAGGUGGUCAAGAUGAUGAUCGUCGUGGUAUGCACCUUUGCCAUCUGCUGGCUGCCCUUCCACAUCUUCUUCCUCCUGCCCUACAUCAACCCUGACCUCUACCUGGAGAAGUUCAUUCAGCAGGUCUACCUGGCUAUCAUGUGGCUGGCCAUGAGCUCCACCAUGUACAACCCCAUCAUCUACUGCUGCCUCAACGACAGGUUCCGUCUGGGCUUCAAGCAUGCCUUCCGGUGCUGCCCCUUUAUCAGUGCCGGCGACUACGAGGGGCUCGAAAUGAAAUCCACCCGCUACCUCCAAACCCAGGGCAGCGUGUAUAAGGUCAGUCGCCUGGAGACCACCAUCUCCACCGUGGUGGGGGCCCACGAGGAGGAGCUGGAGGAGGGUCCCAAGACCAUACCCUCUUCCCUAGACCUGGCCUCCAAUGGCUCCUCUCGCAGCGACUCCAAGACCAUGACAGAGAGCUUCAGCUUCUACUCCAACAUGCUCUCCUAGACCACGUGUCCUCAGCGGGGGCCGCCGCCCGCCAUC